Tripterygium wilfordii is the source of this 1882-nucleotide messenger RNA. Its product is annotated as ethylene-responsive transcription factor RAP2-4-like. Gene Ontology annotation, molecular function: DNA binding; DNA-binding transcription factor activity. Gene Ontology annotation, biological process: regulation of DNA-templated transcription. Bases 556 to 1629 code for a protein of 357 amino acids. Lineage: Eukaryota; Viridiplantae; Streptophyta; Magnoliopsida; Celastrales; Celastraceae. The transcript has a single exon. The record is from RefSeq and is a predicted model, not a curated record.
AUGGCAAGGAACACAAGGAGCUAAAUCAGAGAGUGUGAGUGAGUCUGUUAGUGGCUGAGAGACAAAUUCACUGAAAAUUGAGAGAAAAAAAGUCAAGUUUCCUGUGUGAGAGCUUUGCGUUGCUGUUGAUUCUCUUCUUCGUCUCAAUUUUCUACUUCCCCCCUCUGAAACAUCCCGCUUCUCUGAAUCCCUUUCUGUUAAUCAUCUGUCUUUCAAGCAACAAUUUUUUGGGUUUGUUUUGAAAACAAGAAAAUUGAAUCAAAACCAAACUUAGGAAGCUAUUUUUUGAAAGCCGGGUGUUUUCAGAAUCGAGAUCCAGGAAUUUAUUUUUCUUUUCUUUCUGUUUCUCUUCAAUUUUCUUGCAGCUUGGAGGGUGAUUUUUAGUCCCUCAAAGUUGGGUUUCUAAGUAGAAGGGGUUGGCUAUUUUAAAACCUCUUUUGCAUUAAUUUUCUUUGAAACUGAGACCUGUUCUUUACUUUUGAAUAGAAACAGGUUAAUUUUUCUUUAUUUUGAUUUUCUUGCUGUGAAAUAUUUUGUGUUUAUAGUGUUUGAGGCAUGGCAUGUGCAAUGGAUUUUUACAGUAGCAGACCUCCUCUUCAAGCAGAUCCAUUUGGGGGUGAGUUAAUGGAAGCACUUGAACCUUUUAUGCAUAAAACUGCUUCUUCAACAACCGACUCAACCACCCAAUAUCUUUCUCCUUCUGUUCCUUCUUCUUCUUCUUCCUUCAAUUAUCUUUCUUCAUCUCCUUCGCCUUCUUCACAAUCAUCUUCUUUGUAUCCUGAUGGUUGCUCAACUUCGAUGACCCACCAGUUUUCAAAUGGGUUCUCGAUCUUUGACCAAUCCGGUCUGGAGCAACCCGUCUCUAUUGGUCUGAACCACCUAACUCCCUCCCAGAUCCACCAGAUCCAGACACAAAUCGACCUCCAGAACCAGCCCUUGACUUUCCAGAACCACCAGACUGGUCAUAGCAGUCUCAAUUUUCUCCAUCCGAAACCGAUCCCCAUGAAGCAAGUGGGUACACCACCGAAACCCACCAAGCUCUACCGAGGAGUCAGGCAGCGGCAUUGGGGCAAAUGGGUGGCCGAGAUCCGGCUACCCAAGAACCGAACCCGGCUCUGGCUCGGCACCUUUGACACCGCUGAGGAGGCAGCUUUAGCGUACGACAAGGCAGCCUACAUGCUCCGCGGCGACUUUGCCAGACUCAACUUCCCCAAUCUCCGCCACAACGGAUCCCACAUAGGCGGCGAGUUCGGCGAGUACAAGCCUCUCCAUUCCUCAGUUGAUGCGAAACUACAAGCCAUUUGUGAAUCUCUGGCUGAGACGCAAAAACAGGGGAAGGGAGAAAAGCAAGGUACUUCCGCCAGGAAACGAGGCCAGGUGGGCCCCAAAGUGGCGCGGCAGGAGGCUGAGUUGCAGGCUGCGGUUGUUCCAGACGCGGCGGUCUUGAACAAGGUUGAAAGCACCGGGUCUCUGGUGGUUACAGAAAGUGAUGGUUCAGGAGGAUCGUCUCCUCUGUCGGAUCUGACCUUUCCAGAGGUGGACGAGGCUCCUUGGGGCAUUGCUCCGGAGAAUUUCAAUCUGGAGAAGUACCCUUCAUAUGAGAUCGAUUGGUCCUCUAUUUUGAAUUGAAUUUGUUGUAAUCAUCCACUUUGUUAGUGUCGAUUAUGCAUGGUAGGGAUUUUAGGGGUUACUGUAACAGAGUUUUUGGCAGUUGCAGGGCUCGAAUUUUGGUCAGCUAAGGCCUUUUUCUCUUGCUGGCCAUGAAGAGAUGGUUUAUGUUCAUUAUCCUUCAUAUUAAUGUAAUCAUUUAGUAUUCCAUCAUGUAAUCAUCUAUUAAGCAUAUUGUUUAUAAAUCAAAUCUAGUUUCCAAUAUUUAUGUAGA